Messenger RNA from Lolium perenne, 2422 nucleotides. NCBI's taxonomy places the organism in Eukaryota, Viridiplantae, Streptophyta, Magnoliopsida, Poales, Poaceae. The record is from RefSeq and is a predicted model, not a curated record.
AUGGACAUUGACAAUGAUUAUGAGAGAGAUAUUACUGAGGUUGCUUUGGACGAUAACAGCAAUGAGGAAAUAUAUGGACUUGAAAAUGUGUAUGACUAUUAUGGUGAAUCCGACGUGGAGAAUUGUUUUUAUGAUGAGUCAGUAGGUGGCAACCAUUAUGUGGAGCCAAAGCCGUCGAACAGCAUGCAGUCCCAUGUUGACGAUGGUGAUGAUGCGAACCUCAGUUUAGCUUGUCAGGCAGAGGAUACAAUAGAGCUGUACAUGAUGAUAAAGGAAAUGACUUUUCCUAGUGAAGAGGCUGCAUUCGAAUUCUACAACAGCUAUGCCAAAGAUAAUGGAUUCAGCAUCAGACUGGAUAAGGUCAGAUAUAGCAAAAAAAUUACUAGACAUAGGCGUUACAGGCGUUUUUUGUGUUCGAGGGAAGGUGAGCGUGAUCCAAAGUUGAUGACCGAAGAGGGACAUAGCCGGAGGCUCAGACCUCUGUCUCGAUGCAACUGUGAGGCGCACAUGACUGUGAAGCUGAAUGAAAAACUUGGUAUCUGCACCUACAAGAUGAAUCGCUAUCGUAUGCCAUUCAUACCUUUUGUUGGUCUGAACAAUCACCGUAGGACUAUGGUUUUUGGUUGUGCCAUAGUUUCAGAUGAGACAGAAGAAACUUAUGUGUGGUUGCUGCAAACAUUUCUGAAGGCAAUGUGUCAGAAGAAGCCUCUGAGUGUAAUUACGGACGCCGACUCAGCGAUGAUUAGGGCAAUCCGCACUGUAUUUCCCGAUGUCUGGCACCGCAUAUGUUCAUGGCAUGUUGAAAAGAAUAUGAAGAUCCAUCUCAGUCACAAGUCGUUGGGCGAGUUCCGGUCUAUGUUGUACUAUAGCACGUCCAUAGCCGAAUUUGAGCAGAGAUGGCAGGCUUUUUUAAAAAGAUGGAAGACGGAGAACACCGAAAUUUGGUUGAAGAGGAUGUACAGGAAGAGGCACCUGUGGGCUGCAGCUUUUCUGACAGAGGGUUUUUGGCUUGGUAUGAAGAGCAACCAGCGGAGUGAAAGUCUGAAUUCCUGCCUUCACCUGCACCUUGAUGGAGAAAUGACUUUAGUGGACAUGAUACUGCACUAUGAGAAUUGCAUUACACGCAUCCGUGAGAACGAGGCGCAUGAUGACUGCACGGCCUCACAGACAUUACCUGUGCCCGUAACAAGCUGCAGGGAUCUGGAGUUACAGGACAGUUUAAAGGACGUGAUAGCAAAGGCGAUUGAGUACGACAAGGAGGGUACGGUGGGUGCUGUUCCGAUUUGUCUAAGCUCAUUAGCAGUUGAACAUGUGGAGGACCGAGAAGGAAACAUAGUUAAGGUCCAGGAUCCUAUUAAAGUAUCAAGCAAAGGUACACAUAAUAAAGACGAUGACAACCGCCCCAAGUCUAAAAAUGGAAGACCUCUAUCGUACGACGAGCACAAAAUUAAGUGCGGGGCUUGCAAAGAGCCAGGUCACAACCGACGCAGCAAGAAAUGUAGUGGUCUCGUGCAGCAUCUUCUGUUGAAUGGCAACUCCAUUACCUUGUACAAGCUUCUCCAUAUUAAGAUGCAUAUGAAGUGCCCAAUCUGUGGAAACCGUGAUGGUGGUUGCCAACCAGCGUUCUUCUGCAUUAAUCUGCGUACAAACUUUGUAGAAUACUCUAACAUCCCUUGCUAUGUUAGGAAGUAUAUCAACAAGUCUGCUAGUAAUACCUUGACUGUUGAGUCUGGGGACAGGGGUGUUUACCAUUUUCUUCUGAACAAGAUGGAAAAGAAGACUCGUAUUUUCGGUCCUGACUACAACAAAUUCCUCACUGAUUAUGAUAUGCAUCUGAAUGAGAAGAUAAGAUUUGAUAUCAUAGAGGAAGAAGAAAAUCUGUUUGUUACUGCACUAGACAUUGAAGAUAACUCCAAGGAAUUAGUGAAAGAAGUUUUUCAUUUUGAAGGAGAUGCUAAAUCCAUCUUUAUCUCAAAAACUGUUGAACUUAAAAAUUCUGAGAUCAUCAAUAUCAACAGCCGUGUUAACGACCGUGGUCUGGGCCUUGGCGGUGUUUUUGUACAUCGCUUAUCUACAUAUGAUGUUGCUUCCAAUGCACUGCGUAUCCCGAAGACUAUUGUAUCUGUUCUUGACGUUCGUCCUAGUGGUGAUAUCUACUUUCUGAGGGGCGAGGAUGAUGAUGACAGCCCUGCUGUGUACUACACAUCCGUUGAUGGCAGAAUCAGGUUUAAGUCGGGUUGGACUGACUUCUGUGUUAAGAAUAACUUGGUGGCUGGCCAGUUAGUCAUGUGUUUGUUCUUCAAGAUGGAGGGCAUGCUUUUUAUGUCUGUUGAUGUGAUCGAGUGAUUACUUCCAGUAAGAUGUAGGGGUUUAAGUUUCAGACGAUGAACCUACUGUUUGUAAACUGGUGGAUAAUUUCACU